UUCUUGUAAUAUUUUGCAAUAGAUCACACAGGAAGUUCUAUUUCCUAUUUUCAGAUACAGGGUUUAACUAUAUGCUUGUUCACAAAGAAGACGACGACACAGUCUGAUAAAACAAGCUUGAUAAACCUGUCAUCAGCUGAACCUGUCCAACACAGCACUCACAAGACAGGGCUGCACACAGCUUUUAUUCCAGAGUUACCUAAGGCCAGCCAUUUCCAUGGCCCCUGCCUGACCCAGACUCUGAAGAGGACACUGCCUUUGCCGUCGGAACUCAGACCAACGCUACUGACUUGCUGCUCGCCAACAGCCAUUACAGCAGCUUCAGCAGAUCAACACACAAUGGAGAACUAUACCACUGAUUUGGGAGACAUGGAUCUAACAACAAUGAUUGACUAUGGUGAUUCAGCACCAUGCAUGGGAACUGAGGAAAAGCACUUUGCAGCAAAUUUUCUGCCACCACUUUACUCAUUGGUGGUGAUAUUUGGCUUCAUAGGCAACAUUCUUGUUGUCCUUAUCCUGGUAAAAUACAAGAAGUUGAAGAGCAUGACUGACAUCUACCUGCUCAAUCUGGCCAUUUCUGAUUUGCUUUUUAUAUUUUCUCUUCCUUUUUGGGCCUAUUAUGCUGCUCACGACUGGAUUUUUGGAGAAGCGCUGUGCCGGAUUCUCUCAGGCGUUUACCUCCUUGGCUUCUACAGCGGCAUCUUUUUCAUAAUCCUGCUGACCAUAGACAGGUAUCUGGCCAUAGUUCACGCAGUGUUUGCUUUAAAAGCUAGGACUGUUACCUAUGGCAUUCUCACCAGCAUUGUCACGUGGGCUGUUGCUCUUUUUGCCUCUGUUCCUGGGAUAGUAUUUCACAAAACUCAACAGGAAAAUAGACGGUGUACAUGCAGUGCUCAUUAUCCGCAGGAGAGGAGAGAUGAAUGGAAGCAAUUCCUGGCCUUAAAGAUGAACAUCCUAGGACUUGUUAUUCCUAUGAUAAUUAUGAUCUGCAGCUACACACAAAUCAUAAAGACAUUGCUACAAUGUAGGAAUGAGAAGAAAAAUAAAGCAGUCAGGCUUAUUUUUAUCAUCAUGAUUGUAUACUUUUUUUUCUGGGCACCAUAUAACAUUUGUAUUCUCUUGCGUGAUUUUCAAGAUUCAUUUUCUAUCACUAGUUGUGAAACCAGUGGUCAACUGCACAAAGCAACCCAAGUGACCGAAACAAUUUCAAUGAUCCACUGCUGCAUCAAUCCUGUGAUUUAUGCCUUUGCUGGAGAAAAGUUUAGGAAGUAUCUUCGUAGCUUUUUCAGAAAGCAAAUUGCAUCCCACUUCUCUAAAUAUUGUCCAGUUUUCUAUGCCGACACAGCUGAACGGGCCAGCUCCACCUACACACAGUCUACUGGAGAGCAAGAAGUUUCUGCUGCACUGUAGGUUGUGCCUAGCAAAAAAAGUGGAAUUGGCUUUUUUGAAAUCAAGACUACGAUGAAAGCCUGGAGAAUCUCUUCUGGACACUGUCUCUAAUGCAUCUGCGCAAGGUUAUGGCACGCAUAACUAGCAAAGCUUUUAUUUGCUCAUAACAGUGCGGAAUUGUACAUAAAUGAAAUGGAUGUAUCAAAUUAGCUAUGAAGAUAUGGUAACAGAAUUCUGUGGCAAACAAAAAGGAAGAAAAAAACUUUUUUUUGUUGGAAGUAGAAGCAUAGUUACGUGCUACGGAGACUAGAAACAUAUCUAAGCUGAGAGUCUAACAUAGCAGACUUAUAAACUGAUCUUCUGAUGUGACCUAGUGAUUAGAAAAUGAUAUUCUUUGGAAACAUCUCUUCACCGUAUUUUACACAAGAUAUUUCAUUCAUUUAAACUCAGUCUUGGUCCCAUCCUUUAUUAGCUGGGUUGUGUAACUCUGUAAAUAAUGCUAAAUUACUGAAGUUUGUGAUGAAAAAUCUUUACAGUUGUUAUAGGAAAAUUAUGCAUUUUGAAAAGACGCCAAUAUUCCAAGGCAUAUUUUCCUUUGUGCAUGGUUGACUACGGGCUUUUCAGAUCUUCCUUCUAAUAAUUUAAAAACAGUCUGAGCUAAGUGUUGCCAUCUAAGUUAAUUAGGAGUUUGAUAUUUCAGAAUGCUCUUUUGAUAAACUACAGUUUUAUAUACUACUUGUAUUAACAACAAAUACAAUGAUCUAUCACUGAUCAGUAAAUCAAUUGUUCACAAUAUUUUAUAACUAAAGUACUAUAUACAGAGCUUCAACCAUGUUAGAUCAAUUGCAGAUAAUGAGUCAACAGGACUUCUUCAGCUUCUUAGUGCAGUGAUUUUGUUUGCCGUUUUUCUAGCCUACAUAAAAUAACAACUUUAAAAUGUGAAAUUAAUGCAACUGUAAUGGCUGCAAAAACACCACAGCAUUAAAGGUGUGAAAAUGUUUGACCCAGAUCUUUUUGAAGAUAAGAAUAUGCUAUAGACAUUUUUCAAAACAAACACACACAUAAAAAAAGUAAAAGGAUUCACUGAUGCACAAAGCCAAAAACAUACAGCAUCUCUCUCACUUUUGAAGAAGGCAUAACUUGGGGGCAAUUACUGUGUUUUUUUUCUUCCUGCUUCGUGUAAGUUUUAUACAAAGCAAAAGGUUCCAUAAUUCUUUCAUAUUUAGCAAGAUUGAUGCUCAACUAUAACUGGGCUUUCCCUUAAAGUUCAGAUCUGACAGAGCACCUGAACACAGAGAACAUGAAAUAAGGGGGUACUCGAGUGAUUAAGGUCAUACUUUUAUCACAAUACAAAUUGUUUUACACCAACUUUGUAUAGCAUUUCUAUCAUUUCUCACAUUUCCCCUAAUACUUUUGGUUUUGGACAACUCUGGAGAUUCUGGAGGAAUAUAAAGGUGAAUAUUUUAAUGACUGUUCUUAUCCAGUAGGGUAAUGUCUGAUUCCCAGGUGCUCUUUUUUUAAGCCUUUUUUUAAAAAUAAGUUUUUCAAAUAAAUAGUUCAAAGAGUCUCAAAGAAAUUUUACAUUGCCAAGUGCUUUUGAAAGCAGGAAGUGAAAUAGGGAAAUAUUUGCUUAUCAGGCCAUUAUUUAUUGUGUUUUGUCACAAUAAGCACUACUUUUGGACUACUUCCACAUGGGAAACAUAACAAAGCCAUAUUACACUUUCAGAAGUUUUUUUUUCAGCUUCACAUUUUUAAGAUAUUGUGUAGCAAUUACUACCAUCAGUAUAACCAGAAAUUGGGUAAUUUCAGUAUAAAAAGACAAACAUCUGCAUUUCUUUUUUAAAGAGACAGGAAGCUACCUGCACUAACAUAGGUAGGGUUGUUUGUGUUUUGUCCCUUCUCGAUAACUUUUAUAAGAUGCUUUCAUAUUUUAUUCUGCUCUUGGUAAGAAUUUUUAUUCAGAUCCAAAGAUACUUUGUCUUUAAGGAAUUACUUGCUCUAGAAGGAUUUGGUGCCAAGUGGGUGCCAAGCUCUGCAGAAGCAAAGCGCAAUAAAACAAAUGUGCAAGGGUGACAAGGCUUUCUGAGAUGUAUGUAAAAAGAAGAGCCCCAGUCCUUUGCAGUGUUCUCUCCUACAGCACAGAUCUUUUCAAGGGAUAGUUUACCUAGCACAGAGCUGAAAUGUAGAGACUUUUGCCUAACAGAUCAGCUUAUCAAGAGCUAGUCUCUUCACAGAAUCAUGGAAUGGCUUGUGUUGGAAGGACCUUUAAAAAUCAUCUAGUUCCAACCUCUGCUAUAGGCAGGGACACCUCCCUCUACACCAGGUUGCUCAAAGCCCCGUCCAGCCUGGCCUUGAAUGCUUCCAGGGAGGGGGCAUCCACAGCCUUCCCCACUGAGAAGAGAUCGUACUUCAGCAAAUUACAACAAGCCAGAUUUCAGUAACUGUAGCACACUUGGAUCCACAUUCAAGAAGAAAAUAGAAAAUACAGUAUUUGGCAGCACUGGUGCAUUCAGUUAAAGAUUGCCAACAGACAGCCAUAUUAUUUUGUAUCAUGCAUUCAUUAAAGGUCGUUAACUUCUACAUAUGAGACUGCUCAAUCCUUUUUCCCUCAUCCAUCUCCUUGUUUUAGAAUAGCCCAUAACAAUGAAAAAUGAAGAGAAAUCCCUCUUCAUCACAGGUUGCUGCAACGUUGAAAGAGCGGGCAGUAAAACUCAGAGGCUUACAAGCAAAGAACCAGCACCAUUUGGUAACACAGGGCAAUCGCAACAACGUUAGUGCCCUGUGAAGCCAGUGAAGGCUUCCUGUCCCUAAUUAUCUAUUAACACACUAUUUUAGUUGAUGUUUCACUUAGUUUUGUGCAUUGUUAGAGGUAGAAAGAGUGGUAUUUCACAGAUUGCCUCUUAACUCACUUAGAUCCUGGGAAGUUAAGUUUUUAUUAUGUUUAACGUCUUCCCCCCCCAGUGCCAGAGAAGCCAACCUCUGAGCACACCCUUACCCUCCUCGGUUCUGAGGUGACGGUGCCAUCUCGUGGCCAAACGGUAACGCUGCCAGCUGCCAUCCUACGACUCAUAGCAAUACUUCUUGUAGCCGCCCUUAUAAAAUGACCACCUCCAGUACAGGCAGU
Messenger RNA from Meleagris gallopavo (turkey), 4513 nucleotides. Lineage: Eukaryota; Metazoa; Chordata; Aves; Galliformes; Phasianidae. The record is from RefSeq and is a predicted model, not a curated record.